AUGUCCUUCAUUCUAGUCAAACUCCUCAAAAUCGGCGUAAACGAAGCCAAAAAGCGUCACAAAACCAAAAAAGAAGAACAAAAAUUCCAAGCCGCCGCCGCAGCCGGAUCCCCCCAAUACCUAAACAACGAACAAUACCCAAUGAGCGCAUACCCAGCCGGCGCCGUCCCAGGAACAACAAUGCACUUUGAAAGCCCCAAGGAGCCAAUGAGCAAACGCGCCAAAAUGAGCUUCAUGUUCGUCUCCGCAUUGCGCUUCCUCCAAUUCGUCUUCGGCCUCACAGUCAUCGGCCUCUAUGGCAAAGACGUGCACCACGACCACUCGGAGAAACACAUCUGGCGCUCACAAUGGGUGUACGCACUUGUUACCGGCUUCCUAGCUACAGUCACUGCGGGUAUCCACCUCACCAUGCCAUUCCUGAUGCGUCGUGUGAAGCAUGCCUCUGGGCCGAAUGCUAAAUGGUUAUUGCCGCAGUUUGCAUGGGAGUUUGUUGUUACUGUGCUUUGGUUGGCACUUUUCGGGGUGUUUGGGAAGAUGUAUAUUGGUGUUUAUGCUGUUGAAUCCAGUUCUGGUUCUGGGAAGAGGGAUGAGGCUGUUACUUCGACUUCGACUUCCAGUCUUGGUGAUGCCGAUAAGAUUACCCGUAUGCGCCAUGCUGUCUGGAUUGAUGUUAUUAACCUUGGUUUCUGGGUCAUUACUUCUUCUUGGGUUUUGAUGCGUUGGUUGAAGAGUCGACGGGCUGCGGCUACUGAGGAUGCUGGUGAUGAUGCUGAGAAGGGUGAGGGGGAUAAAUUUUAG
Messenger RNA from Penicillium antarcticum, 798 nucleotides. Its product is annotated as MARVEL domain-containing protein. The transcript has a single exon. Lineage: Eukaryota; Fungi; Ascomycota; Eurotiomycetes; Eurotiales; Aspergillaceae. The coding region runs from base 1 to 798 and encodes 265 amino acids. The record is from RefSeq and is a predicted model, not a curated record. Gene Ontology annotation, cellular component: membrane.